UGUAAACCCGGAAGCGGAGCGAGGGCGCAGUCCUGGGUUUUUCUGGUUCAAACCGGGUCUUUGAGGCGCCCCCCAGGCCCCCAAUCCGCCACACCCGAGGCUCUGGGGUCGUCACGUACGUUGAAACCCCCUCAUCCGCUCGUUCCGCGCCCGGAUUGACUUCUCAAGACCAAUCUUUGCCUGAGGAAGAAACCUAGAAGAGGAGGAAGAGGAAAGAACAGGAAUCAGCAAUGGCUCUUUCUCAGGGACUGUUGACAUUCAGGGAUGUGGCCAUCGAAUUCACUCAGGAGGAGUGGGAAUGCCUGGACCCUGCUCAGAGGGCCUUGUACAGGGACGUGAUGUUGGAGACCUACAGGAACCUGCUCUCCCUGGGUGAGGAUAACGUCCCUCCAGAAGUUGGGAUCUGCCCUAAUAUCUCCAUUAGGUUUAUGACCAAGGAAUUAUUACCGAAGAAUGACAUUAAUAACAGAGAAAUAUACCAACCAGUGGUCUUGGAAAGACUUGGAAGCCAUGGUAUUGAGGAUUUUGACAUCAGGAAAGUCCGGGGAAAAAUGUAUGAAUUUGAGAAUAAGUGUGGAUACGAAGAAAGAAAUUCCAAAGGAGUGCUUAUGACAGAUACGAUAAAUCUCACUGAUAUAAAAGAUAAACAAGACAGCAAACCCUGGAUUAAUUUACCUUUAAAACAAAGUGUUUCUUUAAGAAAAAGUGCAUGCCAAUAUUUAAAAAAUAGGAAGUCAUUUAUAAAGAAUUUGUUAAAAAUAAAAAAUAACAUAGUUUAUGCCAGAAACAAGUAUACAAAAGGUUUUGAAAAUAGAACUGGAUUAACUGUUCAGUCACAUCUGGCAUCUCUGGCUGAACUGCAGAGGUUUCAAACUGAAGAGAAAAUUUAUGAAUGUAAUCAAGGUGAGAAACCUAUCAGAACUUGUUCCUCAGUUUUAUCACUUCAAAGAUUUCCUCCUAGUGUCAAAACCAACAUUUGUAAUAAAUAUGGAAAGGUUUUCAUGUAUCCUUCAUUGCUUACACAGCAACAGAAAGCAAACAUUAGAGAAAAAUUGUACAAAUGUAAUGAAUGUGGAAAGACUUUUAGCCAUCAUUCAGUCCUUACUAGUCAUCAGAGAAUUCAUUCUGAGCAGAGACCUUACAAAUGCAAUGAAUGUAGUAAAGCCUUUAAACAGUUCUCAAACCUCACAAGACAUCAGAGAAUCCAUACCGGAGAGAAACCAUAUAAAUGUAAUAUAUGUGACAAGAUCUUUAAUCAAAAUUCCCACCUUACAAAUCAUUGGAGAAUUCAUACUGGAGAGAAACCACAUAAAUGUAAUGAAUGUGGUAAGGCCUUUAUCAAAUGUUCAGACCUUUGGCGUCAUGAGAGGAUUCAUACUGGAGAGAAACCUUACAAAUGUAAUGAGUGUGGUAAGGGUUUUACCAAACGUUCAUAUCUUUGGGAUCAUGAGAGAAUUCAUACUGGAGAGAAACCAUACAAAUGUAUUGAAUGUGGCAAAGUUUUUAGGCAGUGGUGUACCCUCAGGAUUCACCGAAGAAUUCAUACUGGUGAGAAACCUUAUAAAUGUAAUGAAUGUGGCAAAGCUUUUAAGCAGUGCUCACACCUGACUAAGCAUCAGAAUGUACAUCCUGGAGAAAAGCCACACAAAUGUACUGUGUGUGGGAAGGCUUUUAUCCAUCUUUCAAGUCUGGUGAAACAUCAGAAAAUUCAUACUGGAGAAAAACCAUACAAAUGUAAUGAAUGUGGUAAGGCUUUCGUCCAAAGUUCAAGUCUUAUAGAACAUCAGAGAAUCCAUACUGGUGAGAAACCUUACAAAUGUAAUGAGUGUGGCAAAGCCUUUACUGUGCGUUCAAGCCUAACUAAACAUAAAAGAAACCAUACUGGAGAGAAACCUUACAAAUGUAACGAGUGUGGCAAAGCCUUUACUGUGCAUUCAGGCUUAACUAGACAUAAAAGAAACCAUACUGGAGAGAAACCUUACAAAUGUAAUGAGUGUGAUAAAGCCUAUACACAAUUUGUACACCUUACUAGACAUCAGAAAAUACAUUCCCAAAAGAAAAAUCAUGAAUCUGGUAUACCUGAUAAGGCUUCUAUUCAGAGCUCAAGCUUGGAGGAUCAUCAGAGAAUUCACGGUAGAGAGAAACCUUACAAAUGUAAUGUAUGUGGAAAAUCCUUUAACUGGUGUUCACGCCUUACCCGACAUCAGAGGAUCCACACUGGAGAGAAACCAUAUAAAUGUAAUGUAUGCAGCAAGGCCUUUAGUCAAAACUCAAACCUUACAAUUCAUCAGAGAAUCCAUACUGGAGAGAAACCUUACAAAUGUAAUGAAUGUGGCAAAGCCUUUAAGCAGUACUCAAGCCUCACUAAACAUCAGAAUAUACAUCCUGGAGAGAAACCACACAAGUGUAACGUGUGUGGUAAGGCUUUUAUCAAACGUUCACACCUCUGGGGUCAUGAGAGAAUGCAUACUGGAGAGAAGACAUACAAAUGUACCGAGUGUGGCAAGACAUUUAGACAAUGGUCUGACUUUAGGAUUCACCAAAGAAUUCAUACUGGAGAAAAACCCUUAGAAAUGUAAUGAAGGGUGUAAACCAUUUAAUCAUCUUAAACAACAGACUAUACACAGAUAACUUACACUAGGGAGACUAAGUCUCUAGUCCUAGGUUAAUCAAUUUCAGAUGUUAAGUUCUUCACAGUUGUUAAAAUUACUUGAAAUUUAUGAAAUGAUAGGUGUUGGUAGAGCAAGGAGAUCUUUGGGAAUGUACCAUUUCCUCUUUCAAAAAAUACUUUCAUUAUAUGAAGUUUCUUGAAAAGGCUGUAUUACUUACUAUUGAUGUCUUUCAACCUAAAGUUUAAAAUUUAUUGAUGUUAUGGCUUUGUCACAUGCUUUUUCUCGUGUUACCAUGAUGGGCUCUGCGAAGGGAUCAUUAAGAUAAAAGAGCCUACUUUUAUUAGGUGGGGAUCAUUCACAUACAUGUUUCCUGAAGGAACAAGGACACUGAAUUUUAACACACAAUAUUGUGUUUUUGAAUGAGAGCAUGGGAAACAUAUGUAAAACAAUGAUGAAAAAAUAAUAAUUUCAGAUCCUCUUCUACAGAUUUGUUGGUACAAGAGAGGACCCACUGGAUUAUCAGAAACCACAGCUCUACCAGUUGAAUACGAAACAGAGCAGCCCUUAAGAUUAAGAAAUGAGAUUUUCAUGAGAACAGGAUGAUAGGUUAGUAGGGACUGCUUAUGUAGUAGAAAUAAUGGAGAGGAAAUGAAGAAAAUAGCUGUUGUAUGUCAAAGAUGAGUGAAAAUUUAGUCUUAUUCUUAGUAACUAAAGAGAGCAAUUAUCAGAGGGGAGAACUUAAUCAAGACACCCAGAAUGCAGUGCACAUGUGUAGGAUUCACAUUUCACAACUGUAUCACUUUGAUGCCAUUUUACUCAAGAUGUGUCACAGUUGUCAUGUUUUAUUAAUAAAAUUUAAUCAUUUUAAAACUCUAAAUUUUUUUUUCCUAUUUUAUCAAGCCUAUGCCACCUCACUGUGGUACUUCAUAACAAAUACUAACAGUAUAUCUUUAGGCCGUCAAGGUUGAAUGGCACCUGCAAUAAUUUCUUCACAUGGUGGA
This is a messenger RNA of Hippopotamus amphibius kiboko, 3613 nucleotides long. RefSeq names its product zinc finger protein 665-like. The record is from RefSeq and is a predicted model, not a curated record. The transcript is spliced from 4 exons. Gene Ontology annotation, biological process: regulation of DNA-templated transcription. NCBI's taxonomy places the organism in Eukaryota, Metazoa, Chordata, Mammalia, Artiodactyla, Hippopotamidae. The coding region runs from base 231 to 2579 and encodes 782 amino acids.